UUGAAGUGUGGGAAGAGCUUCAGCUGGAGGUCCUGCCUGCUUCACCACCAGAUGAUCCACACUGGGGAGAAGCUCUACGAGUGUCCUGAGUGUGGAAAGGGCUUCAGAGACAGCCCCCAGUUCAUCAUCCACCAUUGCAUCCACACCGGGGAGCGGCCCUGUGAGUGCUGGGAAUGUGGCUAGAACUUCCUCCAGAGCUCCCACCUGACCUCCCACCAGAAGAUCCACACUGGGGAGAGGCCCUACGAGUGUUCCGAGUGUGGGAAAUCGAAGGGCUUCAAGCACAACUCCCACCUCACCAGGCACCGGCGCAUCCACAACGGGGAGAGGCCCUACGAGUGCCCGGAGUGUGGGAAGAGCUUCAGGUGGAACUACAAGCUCAUCGAGCACCAGAGGACCCACACUGGGGAACGGCCCUACGAGUGUGGGGAGUGUGGGAUGAGCUUCAGCCGGAGCUCCCACCUGACCAGCCACCAGAGGACCCAUACUGGGGAGAGGCCCUACGAGUGUGGGGAGUGUGGACAGAGCUUCAGGCAGAGCUCCAGCCUGAUCAGCCACCAGAGAACCCACACUGGAGAACGGCCCCAUGAGUGUGGGGAGUGUGGGAAGAGCUUCAGGGGGAGCUCUGACCUGAUCAAGCACCAGAGGAUCCACACUGGGGAAUGACCCUACGAGUGUGGGGAAUGUGGGAAGAGCUUUAGGGACCAUGACACCCUGAUCAGGCACCAAAAGAUCCACACUAGGGAGAGGUCUUAUGAGUGUUCUGAGUGUGGGAACAGAUUUCGGUUAAACUCCCAUCUCCUCCUGCACAAUCUGAGUCACACAGAGGAGAGGCCCUUCUUCUGCCCUGAGUGUGGGAAGGGAUUUAAGUACAACUGCCAACUCAUCACCCACCAGUGCAUCCACACAGGGGAGAGACCCUACAAGUGUGGAGAAUGUGGGAAGAGCUUCUCACAGAGCUCUCAUUUGCCCCGACACCAAUACAGCCACCGGUAA
Melospiza georgiana is the source of this 996-nucleotide messenger RNA. RefSeq names its product zinc finger protein 551-like. The transcript has 3 exons. NCBI's taxonomy places the organism in Eukaryota, Metazoa, Chordata, Aves, Passeriformes, Passerellidae. The annotation marks the transcript as partial. The record is from RefSeq and is a predicted model, not a curated record.